Messenger RNA from Zea mays, 3767 nucleotides. Its product is annotated as Protein SUPPRESSOR OF MAX2 1. The transcript has 3 exons. The record is from RefSeq and is a predicted model, not a curated record. Lineage: Eukaryota; Viridiplantae; Streptophyta; Magnoliopsida; Poales; Poaceae. Gene Ontology annotation, molecular function: ATP binding; ATP hydrolysis activity. Bases 325 to 3411 code for a protein of 1028 amino acids.
GACGUCGGGAAGAUGUUGUAGGAGACGAAGAUUCUAUUCGCCUCCCUUUCUCGCCCCUCCUCUGCUACUAGCCUACUACUACUUCAGUUCUCGCCUUCUCUGCUCUCACCGGACUCCCUCCUUCUCUCUCUCUCUCUCUCUCUCUCUCUCGAUACUACCCCCUCCGCUCCCCUCCAAGCCUCUCCUUUUUCCACCCUCGGAGGCGCCGACGUCCUCCGACUUCCAGGGCGGCGCCGAGCAACAACUACUACCUGGUCACCCAGCCAAAAGGGGAUUCCUUUUCGGUGCGCUCUCCGAUCGAUUGAUGAGCGGCGGGCGGCAGCGAUGAGGGCGGAUCUCAGCACCAUCCAGCAGACGCUCACGCCGGAGGCGGCGGCGGCGCUGGCGCGGGCCAUCGACGAGGCCGCGCGGAGGAGGCACGGCCAGACCACGCCGCUCCACGUCGCCGCCGCGCUGCUCGCCGCGCCGGCCGGUCUGCUGCGCCAGGCGUGCGCUCGCGCGGCCGCCACCGGUGCUGGACCUGGCGCCGCUGGUGGCGCCGGCGGCGCUCACCCGCUGCAGUGCCGCGCCCUCGAGCUCUGCUUCUCCGUCGCCCUCGACAGGCUGCCGGCCGCGGCCGCGGCCUCGGCAGCGGCGCAUGCGUCGGGGCCGCCCGUGUCGAACGCGCUCGUUGCGGCGCUCAAGCGCGCGCAGGCGCAGCAGCGCCGGGGGUGCCCCGAGGCCGCGCAGCAGCCGCUGCUCGCCGUCAAGGUCGAGCUCGAGCAGCUCGUCCUCUCCAUCCUCGAUGACCCGUCAGUCAGCCGCGUCAUGCGCGAGGCCUCCUUCUCGUCCGCAGCCGUCAAGACCACCAUCGAGCAGUCGCUCCCGUCGCCCUCCGCCGCCGCCGUCGUGUCCACCCCGACUGUCGCCGCGACUACGCCUGUGGCCCCGUCCCCCUCUCCGUUCCCGCGAGUCGGCCCAACCAACGCCUACAUCAACCCUCGCCUCGCUGCCGCCGCAGGCGUUGGCGGCGGCAGGGACGACGUACGCAAGGUGCUCGACGUCAUGCUCAAGCCGGCGCGCCGCAACCCGGUGCUGGUCGGCGACGCCGGGCCAGAUGCGGUGCUGAGGGAGGCGGUACGCAGGAUCCCGACGUCUGACUCCCAUGCUCUCGCCGGAGCGAAGGUCUUGCCGCUCGAGGCGGACCUCGCCAAGCUCGCCGGCGACAAGGCCGCCAUGGCGGCGAGGAUCGGGGACCUGGGCGCGAUGGUCCAGAGGAUCCUCGCUGACCACGGCGCCGUGGUCCUUGAUCUUGGCGAUCUCAAGUGGCUGGUGGACGGGCCGGCGGCAGCAGCGUCAGAGGGGGGCAAGGCGGUGGUGUCGGAGAUGGCGCGGCUGCUGGGGCCGUUCGGAAGCCGUAAGGUCUGGGCCGUCGGUACAGCCGCGUGCGCCACCUACCUCCGAUGCAAGGUCUACCACCCAACCAUGGAGGCUGAUUGGGACCUCCAGGCCGUGCCUAUCGCCCGCAGCGCGCCGCUCGCCGGCGCAGCUCUCAGGCCUGGAGGCAUUGGAAUUCUGGGCAACUCAGUGGGGAUGUUAUCGCCUGCUCUCCGGCCUAUGCCGGUGACGCCAACGGCACUCCGAUGGCCGCCAGGGGCAGGGAGUGACCAUCCUCUGAAGGCUAAGCCUGCUAUGUGCCUGCUUUGCAAGGGUAGUUAUGACCGUGAGCUUGCCAAGCUGCUAGCGGAGCAGAAGGAAAAGCCAGCGUCAAGUCCUGAGGCCGCUAAGCCUGGUUUGCCACACUGGAUGCAGCCCAGCAGGGAUCAACCGCAGACCAAGGAGCAAGAGUUGAAGCAGAAUGAGGCUGCCGAGGAGCUUGAGAAGAAAUGGCAUGAGACCUGCGCCCGUACCCACAGCAACCGUACUGUGGCGCCAGCUCUCUCCCUGCCGUUGGCUGCCUUAGCUCCACGCCCGCCUGUUGAGCCCAAGCUACAACCUGCCAGCGGUGGUGUUCCCACCCUUAAGAUGAACACCAAUUGGAAGGAGCCCGAGGGUACCCCUACGUCUGAGCUUCGCAAGAGCCCGCCAGGCAGCCCGGUGAAGACUGACCUCGCGCUUGGUCCCUUGGAUCCUGAUGCUACCAUGGAGAAAGACCAGAAGGAAAACUACACAGAAGGGCUAACUGCCAUGCAAAAGGCUAAGAUAGCUGGAAUCUCUGAUAUCGAGUCUUUCAAAAGGCUCCUCAAGGCGCUCACAGAGAAGGUCAGCUGGCAAUCUGAUGCUGCCUCAGCAAUUGCUGCUGCUGUGAUACAAUGCAGAACUGCUAGUGGGAAGCGGCGAAACAUCGGGACAAGGGGCGACAUAUGGCUCCUGUUCGUUGGUCCUGACCAGGCAGGUAAGAGGAAGAUGGCGAAUGCGUUGUCUGAGCAGAUGGUAAAUGCUGAACCAGUGGUUAUAAACUUUGGUGGCGACUCCCGCUGGGGCAAGGAUGGUAACGGACGGCCUAAUCCAGGUUUCUGGGGGAAAACCUCGCUGGACCGGGUCACUGAGGCAGUCCGGCAGAAUCCAUGUUCAGUGAUCGUUCUCGAGGGCAUCGAUCAGGUGGAUGCCGUUGUGCGCGGAAAAAUCAACCGGGCAAUGGAUACGGGCCGCCUGCCGGACUCCCGGGGCCGUGAGGUCAGCCUCGGCAAUGUCAUCUUCGUUCUCACAACGGAUUGGUUGCCUGAGGAACUCAGGAGACCGAAGUUUGACACACCGCUCCAAGACGAAGGAAAGAUGCUCGAGGCAGCACACUCGGAUUGGCAGCUAGAGCUUUCUAUCGGGGACAAGCAGCAGCUGAAGCACCAAGCGGAUUGGCUGUGCAACGAUGCUCGCCCAGCGAAGGUAGCUAGAGAACUGUCUGGCGGGCACGGUCUGUCGCUUGACCUCAAUCUAGCGGUAGGGGCGUCGGACGACACAGAGGGCUCGCGGAACUCCAGUGACCUCUCCGUGGAACAAGAGCAGGAGAAAGGGCACGUCGCGGUCAAGUGUUCGACGCCAGCCCCCGACAGCGACCUGUUGAACCUCGUCGACGAUGCCAUCGUGUUCCGGCCAGUCGACUUCGCGCCGUUCAGGAAGGCUGUCACAGACUGCGUAUCAGCGAAAUUCGACUCGGUCACCAGGGGCAGCAGCUCGUUCAGAGUCGACGAGGACGCCGUCGACCGGAUGGCUGCCAGCGUCUGGCUCACGGACGAGAAGCUCGAGGACUGGGCCGAGGAAGUGCUCACGCCCAGCAUCGAACGGCUGUGGCGCAACGUGAAGCGUUGCAGCGGCCGUGCUGUUGUCCGUCUCGCAGCAGUCGCGGUCACAGCAGACAGGGCGAUGCCGAGGUGGGGUGGGGGGCGAGAAGGACGGCUACCGGGGACGGUGCCGAUCGCCGUUGACGGCAUGUAGAGAAGGGUUUGGGGGUGGGGGGAAGUUCAUUCUUUUGUAUGGUAGGUAUGUACAUACAUAUCGGGAGGACAUGGGGGUAGGUUACUGUAUGAAAAGCACAUAGGGGAGGGAAGGGAGGGAGAACAACGUCCCUUGGACUUACCAAAUAGGCGUGGAGGUUAUAGGUUUUACUAUAACAAAGAUGUGAUCUAUAGUUUUUGAUGAUAUGUGUAGCUGUGUUCCUUGGAACAAGAAAAAAAAGGUUUCUCUUUUGCACUUGCUAGUAUGAAUCACACCAGUUGUGAUGCAUAAAGUAUUGAGCUUGCAUCAAGUGGCAGAGGUUUGGCAUGUGAAUGUAUGAUUACUCUUCUUUUUUC